CUGUUGCGCUCUCUGAUAGAGGAGUUACUGUAAAAAAGCCGCAAUAUUAUACUAAUUAAGUAAGUUUUGUUAUUUGCUGACUGAAAUAACAAAACUAUAUACAUCAUGGAGUCUACUUUUCACUGCAAAAAAAUUGGUGUAAUAUUUGAACCUCCAGCAAUAGUUAUUCUGUAUCGAGACAAAGAAGUUUGCAAGAAAAGAACAAUGCCAAUCAGGGAUUUAACUGAGCUGAGUGACUGUAGUCAGCUUAGCUCAAGACUAAAAACCAGACAUAGGAAGCAUCUAGGCAGUAUUAAUCCUAUCAGACUUGAGAUUCUUAUCAGAUUAAUUCAAGAGCACAUGAAGGGAAACAGUAAAGAACAAGGACUGGAAAAUAUAAGAAAAGAGUUUGAAUUGAACCCUGGAGAGGAUUUGAAUAAACUAUCAGAUAAGGAGUUGAGAAGAAGAAAAGAAAUAAUGGAUCUUUCUUUUGAAAAGAAUAAUAUCAAAAAGGGAGACCCAGGUUUUGUUUAUGACAAGAAGGUUGAGUUCAAGGGCGUGAAGGAAGCAGCAGACUGGGAUUCUGGAUCCGACAUAGAGGACAAGAAUCCAAUAUCUGAAAGAGAUCCUGAAAACAUUGUUUCUAUGGAUCCAGGAGGCAAAGACAUGGAAUCAAAGAUUUUAGAGAACUUAAGUGGAGGUUUUUCUAACGCAGGGUCAAAUGUUGGAGGUCUGGAGGAUCUUAAACCAAAAGUUAGAGGUCUCGAAGAUCUUGGACCUCGGUUCCCUGGAUCCUCAAACCUAGGAUUAGACUCGGGUCCAAGCAGCGACAGUUCAACCCCUGUAAAUUCUCCAAAAAGAAAUCUUCAGACGCUGGUAAGUGCAAACAAGAAAAUGUUCGGUUUGGAUUCUCCUGAGCGGAGCGAGGAAGAAAAUAAACCGGUUCCUGCCGCUGCAGCUGUCGAUCCUAUCGCAGCGCCCCGUAGCAUGUCAGCAGGCGAGGACGAGGAUGCUGAGGAAGACGACUUUUGGUAAAACAUCAAGGAUUGUCUGAUAUUGUAUUUUCAAACUACGCACAUCCGCUAUACUAUACUUCUGACCUUCGUACAUCCGCUAUAUUUAACUUUUGACCUGCUUGCAUUUGGUUUUACAGCUACCAGCUUGACAUGUGGGCGUGGCUGCAAGCGCCUGGCUUCUAGCAUAUCCUAGCCGCGGCGUUCGGGCCCCUAACCUGGACGCAGUCGGUCCACAAAUUAUGUUAACCUAACCCUCAAAUUAUACACAUUAAACAACUGUCGUAGGUUGGAUAUUGUUGUAAGUAGAAAGUUAGUAGGUCAGGAGUUCAGAUCAACGUAUCGACGAUGUAAUAUUACCGAACGUCUGAUUUAUUUUUUCUAUAUGUCCAUUGGAGCCAUUGAACCUCUCUCCAUAAUUUAUUCCCAUCUGUCUGUAAUUUUGUAGAUUUUGGAUUUCAUUUUCACCAUGUUAUGGAAAGUUGACAGUGAACACCUUGUAUUUAUUCGAGCCAAUAAGCAUUUUUUGGCAAACAAAACAUUUACCUGGUAUAACGUAUACAAUAAUAUGAUAGUUACCACAAAUAUUGCAAUUUUAACUUCUUGUGACCUUUUUUAUAUUCGUGAUAUUUUAAGAUUUUGUGUAAUUUAUGUAAAUUAUAUUCAAUAUUUUAUUGCAAAGUUCACAUAUUUUAUUGUUCAUUAACAUGCUCAUUGUUCACCAUGACACCAAGGUUUUUCCUGAUACGAUAGUCUCCUUCCGUUGUUUUUCUAAAAAUCACUUUAAUUUCAGAUAAAA
Messenger RNA from Eurytemora carolleeae, 1791 nucleotides. Its product is annotated as centrosomal protein of 19 kDa. The transcript has 9 exons. Gene Ontology annotation, cellular component: ciliary basal body; centriole; spindle pole. Bases 106 to 1014 code for a protein of 302 amino acids. The record is from RefSeq and is a predicted model, not a curated record. Gene Ontology annotation, biological process: microtubule anchoring at centrosome; trans-Golgi to periciliary membrane compartment transport. Lineage: Eukaryota; Metazoa; Arthropoda; Copepoda; Calanoida; Temoridae.